Messenger RNA from Drosophila rhopaloa, 3729 nucleotides. It is a transcript of the gene sktl, whose product is annotated as phosphatidylinositol 4-phosphate 5-kinase type-1 alpha. Gene Ontology annotation, molecular function: phosphatidylinositol kinase activity. Bases 801 to 3185 code for a protein of 794 amino acids. Gene Ontology annotation, biological process: phosphatidylinositol metabolic process. The transcript is spliced from 3 exons. The record is from RefSeq and is a predicted model, not a curated record. Lineage: Eukaryota; Metazoa; Arthropoda; Insecta; Diptera; Drosophilidae.
AUGAAGUUAGCUCGUGUUUUCUCAUGGAACAAGCGUAUUACGAGUAUAUUCAGACCACAAGGCAAUCAAAAGUUAAAUUGAAUAAAACGGCAAAAAAUAGAAAAACAACGAAAAUUUUGUUUGCAAAUACAAAAUAUUAUGUUAUGUAUAAUAUUUGUUUCUCCCGUGCUCAAUCGUGCCGAAAACAAUUAUUACCGUGCGUGCCACUGAGCUGAACAUUUUCGUGCCGUGCGGUGUCGUGCCUAAAAAUUCAUGCUCAUCUCUAGCACACAGCUGCGCGAACGACUCAUCAACCGCAAUCGGCCGUUUUCACUUUACUUUCCGGACGUAUUUUUAUUUUCACCUUGUUUUAAGUUCGCGGAGUGGAUAAAUAGAAGCGCAAGAAGCGCUGGAAAAUCGGUUAAUCUUUUCCAGGCGGGCGUGUGUUUAACGGUGAUCGCAAAUUUGAGUUGGAAAAUGCGACAGUGCGGCCGCCUUGAAGUGGAAUUUUGUCGAUUGCCGUGCGACGACGUCAUCGCCAGUCACAAAUACACACUCCAACACACUAAUAAAUAACCAGCGGAAACUGGAAAUCGAAAGAGCUGGAAAAAGGGGGAAGCAAAAGGAAGAAGAACAACAACAACGAAAGAGGGAGAGAGAGAACUCGCCAGAUAAACGCGCCUUGAUCAACGAAUACACAAAGAGAGAAAAAGAGAGAACGGCAAAGGGCAAAUAAUUAUCUAUAUUUUUGCUGGAUAUCUUCUGGGUUAUUUUAACCUUUGGCUGCCGCAUUUCUGUAGAGCAGAAAUCGCCGGAAGAAAAUGGACACCCGCGUCGAACUGGAGCUGGAGCCCGUUGGCAAGCAGCAGGUGCCGAAGGAUCAGCCGGAGGAUGAAAGGGAAUCGGAGGAAAACCAGCUGGAGCUGGAACGGAAAAGCCUGCUCACGCCGGUUAAGAUUAACCUUCCUGCCUCGGGAAGUCCCGCCGUCGAGGACCUGGAGGACACGGCCAGGACGCCGCCACCGAUCAGCCUGCAGCCGGGAACAUCUCGUCAGCUCUUCAGGGACGCAGCCCUGGCCCAUGGCGGUCAGGAGACCACAUCCCUGCUGCAGCAGGAGCUGAACAACAUAGCCGCCACUCAGACGCCCGCUUCGAAACUGAGGAGUGCCAGCUCCACGCUGGAUGCCAGUGUUUCCCGGAACCCCUCCACUACCGGAGGCAAGCAGGAGAAGAAGAUCGGCCACCGGAGAGUGGCCGAGGGAGGCGAGGUGACCUACAAGAAGAUCCAGUCCAAGCAGAUCAUGGGCUCCAUACAGUUAGGCAUCCAGCACACGGUGGGCAGCUUGGCCAGCAAGCCCAAGAGGGAUUUGCUGAUGAACGACUUCUGGGAAAUGGAAACAAUAGAGUUUCCCCCGGAUGGCUCCUCCAUAACACCUGCCCAUCACUACAGCGACUUCCGCUUCAAAGUCUACGCACCCAUUGCUUUUCGCUACUUCCGCGACCUGUUCGGAAUCGCACCAGACGACUUCCUCAUGUCCAUGUGUGCCUCUCCCCUGGUGGAGCUCUCAAACCCGGGAGCCUCUGGCUCCAUAUUCUACCUGACGACCGACGACGAGUUCAUAAUCAAGACGGUGCAGAAGAAGGAGUGCGAGUUCCUGCAGAAGCUGCUACCCGGCUACUACAUGAACCUCUCGCAGAAUCCCCGAACGCUGCUGCCCAAGUUCUUCGGUCUGUAUUGCUUCCACUACAACUCGAAGAACGUGCGGUUGGUGGCCAUGAACAACCUGCUGCCCUCGGAUAUCAAGAUGCACUGCAAAUACGACCUGAAGGGUUCGUCCUUCCGCCGCAAGGCCUCCAAGGCGGAGCGUCAGAAGGCGAGUCCCACGUUUAAGGACCUCGACUUUGCCGAGCACCAUCCGAACGGCAUAUUCCUGGAGACGGACAAGUACACUGCCCUGAUGAACACUAUCAAGCGAGACUGCAUGGUGCUGGAGAGCUUCCAAAUCAUGGACUACUCGCUGCUGGUGGGUAUCCACAAUCUGGACCUGGCCGCCAAGGAGAAGCGCGAGGAGCGGAUCCUUAAUGCGCGAGCCAAGCUGCAGCGCAAGGAGAGUGCCGCCCAGGGACCCCCGUCGUUGAAUCCGGAUGACGAUGCUCCGGAGGCAGAUCAAAAUCAGCUCCACGCGGUAGCCUCCUACGCCUCCAUUCCGGGAACCUCGGCGGGAGCUGCUUUGAAUCGCACUCGCAGUAUGAAUCGCCAGCGAUUGGUGGCUCAUUCCACGGCUCUGGAGUCUAUUACAGCCGAUAUGGAUGUACCGCUGGAGGAGGACGAGGACGUGCCUGCUGGCGGCAUACCGGCUCGUUCCGAAAACGAUGAAAGGUUGAUCCUUUACAUAGGCAUAAUUGACAUUUUGCAGUCGUACCGCCUGGAGAAGAAGCUGGAGCACACGUUCAAGAGCAUCCUGUACAACGGUGACACGGUGUCCGUGUGCCGGCCCUCCUUCUACGCCAAGCGCUUUCAGGACGCCAUGGGCAAACAGGUGUUUAAGAAGACGCCCACAUUUCCACUGAAACAUUCCCCCUCCAAGCGCAAGACCUCGACCACCAUGCUGCGUUCGCCCGCCUCGCGUCCUCCGCUGUUGAGCACCCCAACUGGUGGCCGCCAGCCGGUCCUGACGCUCUCGGGGAUGUCGACACCGCCGCCGGCAUUCGAUGACAUCUCCGAGGAGGACAUAACCGCCGCCUCCACCAACACGCUGCAGCAGCAGCAGAGGAGCGGCAGCCAGACGAACAACAACCAGGGCGAGAUGGAGGUGGUCACCCGGGGAGGGAGCAGCACGACGGGCGGCAGCGGGGAGCCAAGCAGCACCUAUCACACCCAGUACUCCUACGACGGCUCUGGCCGGACGGGCAGUGCCCUGACCAGCGACUACAGCGACGACGAGUCCACGGGCACGGAUCUGGGCGGAUCCCGGUCGCCGCAGCACCGCAUCCACCGGCUGACCAAGACGAGUGUUCAGGUCACGACGGUGGGCUACGUGGAGGAGCCUGACGCGUCGCCGGUGGGUGGAACAGAUGUGGUGCACGCGGAUGUCAACGGCAAGGCCACCUUGUCGACCACCACCUUGAUGACCACCACAAAGACGGCCCACAUCCAGGCGCCCAGCUACACGUCCACGCUCGUGCUCAACGAUUUGCCGCGAUGAUUUUCUGAGCUGGAUUUGGGGUAUCAAGUUUUCCGAGGACGAGGGAUUUAUAUAGCCCAUGUGUAUAUGUGUCUGCAGGGUGAAAGCGCCGUCCAAAAAAAAAAUGGAAUACUGAAAACGAGCUCGUUUAUCUUGAUUAAACACACAAAACCAAAAGCGAAUACGUAUUCGAUAUUAAAAUUUAUGUGGCGCCCUUGCUAAUUGACUGCCAACCAGACACACCCCCUCACACACACACACACGCACACAUAAAGCUAGGGGCUUCCCCGUGCCUAUUAAAAUUGUAAUUAUUAUUUUGCUUAUUUUGGUUGAAAUUUGGGUUUCAAUGUGUGUGGCCUUAACUGAAGUUUGUUUUAAUUUUUAAAAUUACUGUGCACAAGAAACGAAUAACUACUCAAUCGAAAUUGGGAAAAUGGUUGGAGAAAAGACGAAGUGUAAACUCAAAUAUUGUCUAUAUGUGUAUGUUGCUGUAUUAUAAAGUGCGUUUACGUAUUCUAAGAUGCUCAUGUAAAUAACGGAACGAGAAUAAAUAUGUCGAUAUAAA